GGGCGGUAUUUGCUCCAAGAGCUUCACCAGGACGACAGACUUGCAUGGAUGGAGGGUUUGAUGAAUCUUAUCGUUGGAUUCACCGUUACACCGUUGGUCUGCAAGAGAACAGUGGAGUGGGAAUACAAAUCGGUUCUUUGAGAGACUGUGGGUGCGUGCGGUUGGGGGCCUCCAGGAAAUGAUCAGCUAUGGGAUGGAUGGUGAGGUGAGCGGCAAGUAACUCUUUCCCGGUAUUGACUGUCAUACCCCUCAGACCGGGAGUCUGCUUACAUGCGUCGCCAAAACUUCGCUCAUCACUGUCGCAGAAGCGCUGACAUGAACCUCUGCGGACCGCCACCAACCUCAAGUUCUUGAUAUCUCAUCCCGUCGCGAUCCCUAGGCAAUACCACCGCAUGGCAGUCCACUGCCCCUCCUCCUCCACCCUCUUGAUUCCGCGAAACAGCUGCUACUGGCACGACACCACUUAUCAAACACACCUAUCAACUCCGGAUCAUCAAGGUGCCCAUUCGUCUUUGCAUCUCAUGCUUACGCCCCAUAUCCUUACCGCUGUGUUUCGUGAAGUUUCACUCUGGCCAGAAGACCAGUUGAUACCCUACGAGAUCGGUCAUUCAUGCGAGGCGGGGAGCACCAAUCGCGCACUUAUCUACACGUCCUCUUUCGCACCUUCGUAGCCAACCGUCGCUCCUCGUUUCCUGUGCACCGCAAUCAAUCUUGAGAGGACGCUCCUCCUCACCAACAACCAAAUCACCCUCCACCAACCGCCAAUCGCGACAACACCACACCACAAAGCCGUUGUGCCUCCCUUGCACGGCGCCACCGAUUCAUCCUACCCAAACCACCGGGACCUCAAGCGGCGAGAUUACGUCGUGUGCACGCCGACCAGCUCUAAAAUACCAAAUAAGCUUUCCGAGCCCCUCUCUCGACCCACUUCACCGCAAGCGCGUGGACAAUGUCUUAUAACGCCCACCAGACCAAACAAGCGGCACGCAACGUGGCCUGGCACAAGUCGAAGUGGAAUAUCUUCCCGUACUCACGCAACAAAUACACACAUGACUCUACCAACACUGCAGCAUGGCAGUCGGCCAAUGAUCAGGAUCUCGAAGGCCAUCCGCUGGAGGGGUUGCCGAUCAGACCGUCGGAUGACCCAAGGACCCCGGGAAUCCCGCUGAACGGCCCCGGGUCGACGAGCAGAAACAUCAAUGCAUCGGGACGGACCCCUAAUACGGCUGAUGGCCAGUUUGGAAGUAAUGAGACGUUUGUUGGCUCGAACCCUUUGUCGGUAGGGGAGCAGAAGGUCACUAGCAGUGCGCUUAACAAGUUACCAGCGAUGCGCUGGAGAUUCAAACGCAGUGUCACAGGCGAUGCGACGACGACAUCCGAGGGGGCUACUGCCGAUGGCGUCAAGAAGAAGAAAAAGGAGUCGAGCAGUUUCCUCAAGCAUGUCGAGCCUAAGGAGCCGUUCACGGUUAGGAACCAGAUCCAACGGGUAUUCUUCAAUUCAUGGAUCAAUGUGUUGCUGAUUGCAGCACCGGUUGGUAUUGUAAUUGCCAAUAUUCACUCUGUCAGUAAGAUUGCCGUGUUUGUGGUUAAUUUUAUGGCAAUUGUUCCCCUGGCGGCCAUUCUGGGGUUUGCGACGGAGGAGAUUGCGUUCAGGACGGGCGAGACUGUGGGUGGUCUAUUGAAUGCCACCUUUGGAAACGCAGUCGAACUGAUCGUAGCCAUCAUCGCGCUUGCUGAUCGUCAAGUCGUCAUCGUUCAGACCUCCCUCAUCGGCAGCAUCCUCUCCAACUUACUCCUCGUCAUGGGCAUGUGCUUCUUCUUUGGCGGGCUGCGGAGACGGGAACAAUACUUCAACACCACCGUUGCGCAAACUUCUGCCAGCUUGCUCGCCCUCGCCGUGGCUAGUGUGAUCGUUCCGACAGUGUUUGACCGAUCCAGCCAGUCGCCACAGAACGAUGUUGCCAAGCUGUCUCGAGGCACCUCCGUCAUUCUCCUCUUCGUUUACUGCGCCUACUUGUUCUUCCAGCUCAAGACGCACUCAAUGGUCUUUGCCGAAGAAAGCCAGAAGGUUCAAGCCAAACCGUUCACCCACCCUAUGCGACGCAGCGUCCCCGAAGGCGCCGUCUCUCAGGGACUCGUCGCCCCAGCUGGCAUUAUCAGUGGUCAUGGUUUGGGGUCAGAGCAAUCCGAGAAUGAAAAGAUCCGGGAAAUGGUGACCAAGCCUCCUAUGAGGAGUGCUUCGGGGGCAACCCAAGGCGGCACCGUCAGUAAUCCCGGCAAAGGCAGUGUAGAGGAAGACAACGACAAAGAUGAGGUCACAUUGCACUUUCUCGUUGCCAUCGCCACCCUCGCCGGGUCUACGGUUGUUAUCGCCAUUUGUGCAGAGUACAUGGUUGACUCCAUUAGCGCCAUCACCGCCAGCGGGGCUGUUUCUGAAGAAUUCGUCGGCUUGAUUCUUCUUCCUAUCGUGGGCAACGCAGCCGAGCACGCCACUGCUGUAACUGUCGCCAUCAAGGACAAGAUGGAUCUUGCUAUUGGGGUGGCGGUGGGUUCGAGCAUGCAAGUGGCGUUGUUUAUCAUCCCCUUGCUUGUUAUCAUUGGGUGGGGGAUGGGGAUCGAUGCCAUGACGCUGAGCUUUGAUCCAUUCCAGGUGGCGGUGUUGUUUGUUGCGGUGUUGCUGGUGAAUUAUUUGAUAAAUGACGGGAAGAGUCAUUGGUUGGAGGGGAUGUUGCUUAUGUGUUUGUAUGCCAUCAUUGCGAUUUGUUCUUGGUGGUACCCGACCGAUGGGAGUAGUAUUUCCGGAGGGGGGAAUAACAGGACUUUGGAGUUGAGUCUUUAGGGGGGUGGUGAUGGCAGGGGGUGGGAGGAUGGGGUAACGCGAUGACUUUUUCUUUUUAGUCUGGCUUGUAGAGUACUUGAGAGGAGUGUUCUCCUAGGUAUAAGAGAACAGCAUAGAAGGAGGCGGCAGGGGAAUUUGUAUAUGAGGAAGACUCUACACGAGAUGUUGAGGGGUUGAUGUUGAUAGGGGCAUGCCCUAGAGAAAGUGAUAUUGCUGAUGAAAGUUGGGGUGAAUGUGUAUGACUGUUGAUUUGAGUCUUUCAAGAUUACUGAUAUGCCUAUUGAUUGCGCAGAAGGCCUAUUUGCUACUUUGUCAAAGGAUUUUGGAGUAGUUUUGAAGGCUUUUUGAGUCGCUUUAAAGGGGCUUUGAGUAGCUUUGGAGGAGUAUU
Molecule: messenger RNA, 3227 nt
Organism: Podospora bellae-mahoneyi
Lineage: Eukaryota; Fungi; Ascomycota; Sordariomycetes; Sordariales; Podosporaceae
Exons: 5
Coding region: 950-2839 (629 amino acids)
Biological process (GO): intracellular calcium ion homeostasis; calcium ion transmembrane transport
Cellular component (GO): membrane
Molecular function (GO): calcium:proton antiporter activity
Source: RefSeq, a predicted model, not a curated record